Cinara cedri is the source of this 15991-nucleotide messenger RNA. NCBI's taxonomy places the organism in Eukaryota, Metazoa, Arthropoda, Insecta, Hemiptera, Aphididae. The record is from the annotation of a GenBank genome assembly.
CUUCAGUUGUUAAAUUUGAAGAUUUAAACAUAUCUUGAAUUUUCAUACAACUGUUUCUAAGAACAGCAUGUUUCUGUUUUUUACUAUAUUGAGCAUUGCUUAACUAUUUUCGCCUGUCCAUAUUUCAAAUUUAAAGAUACAUAAAACUUCUUUGUUCGGUUAGGUACCAAUAAUAUACUAAUUUAUAGUUGAUUAAAACCUAAACACAAACAUUUUAAAAAAAUCUUAUCAGUAAUAACUGCAGACGAGAGACGUUUAUGAGAUCAGAAAUGACCAAACAUUUUCAGAACGAAGAACGAAAAACGAACAAUCAAAUCUGAAAUGAAAAACUAUUCUUAUAAUACACGUCAAAUACAGAUAGUAUGGUAGCUAGUAGGCCACGAGGUAAUGAGCAACCAUUUACGUUAUCAAUAUUCUCACUAUUCCGCAUAGAACGUCAUAAUAAUAAAUUUCGAUUUUCACAAUCUGUAUUUAUAACAUACCCAAACCUGAAAUUGUUUUGCGAACAAUAUGUCGUAUGUAUAAACGGUUUAUGUAUUAUGUUAAUAACAUAUUAUGUUCAAAUUGUUUCAUACUUAGGUAGGUACUAAGUACCCGUACCCAGUGGCUAACAUUAUUUCAGAACAAAUUACAAAAUUAUAAAUUUUAUAAAACAAAAUAUAUAAAAUGUGUAUAGUAGUAUAGUGUAUAGACAUUAUUAUUUUUUAUUAAUAUAUACAAAAACUGCCACCGGGGGAAAUUGACCACUUUGCCCCCCUUUAAAUGCGCCCCUGGGUAUAGUAAUAUUAAAUUAGUUAAAUAAGACAUAGGGUUAUUUUGCUUCGUUGUAAGUUUGUUAAUUACCUAAAUAUGUCACCCUGUCCCGCAUAUAGGAAACAAGACUUAAAAUAUGUUUUUUAGCAAGAACUUUUCAAUAAACAAUCGCAGCAGUGGGUUAGUAUUUUUAUCCCACAGUCCUCAUUGCUCUAGGUUUAAACUAUAGAGUAAUAUUGUUAUUAUUAGUAUUAUUAUUAAUAUUACUUUAUAGUUCAAACAAGGAAAAAAAAUAGUAUUAAAGUGAUUAAAGAUAUCAUUAUCUAUAGUUUAUUUACUUUUUCAAAUGUUGAUAAGAAAUACGAAUUAAGAAUGAACGUUUUAUCUACCUACUGAAAAUCUAUUGUACCUAAUUUCCUCCGCUAUGGAGUAUCGUUGCUGUGUUUUAGGUUGUUUGAAGACAUCUAACAAUGGAGUUGGACUACACGAGUAUAGAAUCUUUACCUAAAAUAUGUUUACUUAUAGCCAAACGUUUCAUAACAUUUUAAACUAUGUUGUUCUAGAUUUCCCUUUGAUAAUCAGGCAUUACUACCCGUAUGGAUUAUGGCAACAAACCGUGCAGAUUGGCUGCCUGUUGUCAAAAGUAGGAUAUGUAACAGACAUUUCAGUAUUGACGACUAUGAAGAUGGUAACAAAAAUAAUAAUCUUAAGACAAAUGCUUGUCCUAUGUUCAAUACUCCUAGCAAUGUAAGUAUAAUUAUAAUAACAUGUUAUAUAAUUAUAAUUUUAUAUUACCUGCUCAUUUUGUAUUUUUUGUAAUUACUUUUAGGCUAUUGAAAAUAGUAAAGAAAUGACAGAUUCGGAUAUUUCUGAUGUUGACAUUUCUUCUACGAGUGAUAUCAAUUUUUCAGAUCUUAAUACUGAUGAUUUGUUAGAUACACCAAAUACUAGUGAUAUGAAAUUUAGUGACGAUGAUUCAAUUUUGAGUAUUUCAUCAAUAACUUGUGUAUGACUUAUCUUUGUAAGAUUUUUAGAGAUUAUUUUGAUAUAUUAUUUAUUUUAUACUUGAUUUGUAGAAUUUAAAUAAAACUACUGGAUUUAGAAACAAACAUUUUCAACCAUCAAAUUCUUACAAUCAAACUGAUCAAGAAACCACGGAUAUCAGAAGCAUCAAUUGUGUACAUAACUCUGUGGCAUUGUCUUCAACUGAAAAAAAUUUUGGAAAUGUAAGUUUAGAUACUUUAGUAAUAUAAACUAUAUGAAAUAUUAGGUAGGAUAUACAUGCAAUUUUUCAGAGUAUUUGUGUUUUUGCAUGCUUUAGUUAGAUGAUUCUUAAAAAAAAAAGUUGCUUAAACUUCCCUUAGAAGUUAUGGCCAAAAAACUACAUAAUAUCCAAAAAUUGUGUUUAUAAGUUUCAAAUACCAAAAGUUUAAAUAUUUGGACAUUUUUUUUUUGUAAAUGUUAGUAUUUUUAACAUUUUGAUAAAAUCAGAAUUUACCUACCGUUCUUACUUUUUAUGUUAUUGUUAAUAAACCACAUACAAUUCAAUUUUAAAUUUAUUUGAAACUUUUGAUUUUAAAGUAACUCAAAAUUGACUUGUUUAGAUUCUAAGCAGAUCAAAAAUGUAUUGGAUUUACAAUGUAUAUUUUUUUUCUUUCUGUGAAAAACCUGAAAUUUGUCUCCAAUUUUAAGUAUAGCACCUUUUCUGAAGGAAAAUUUGACUAGGAUGGUACUCUAAGGAGGUAAUUUUUGGAUUUUCCCAGUUGUUUUCUUAAUAAAUAGAAAAAUGUAUUAAAUGCAUUGUUAUAAUUUUUUUUUUUUUAAUUCCGUUAAAGAUAUUUGUAGACUUGAAAUUUGGACAGAAAACUUAUAUUCGCCUUUUCUGGAUGUAAAAUUUCCAGAACAUUCAAACAAUUUUCGAGCUAUUUAUAGACAUUUUAAUUUUACAGGGUAUUUUAUGUAAUAUACAAGGUGAUUUUUUUAUUAUGAACCAGUAAUUAGUUUAGAAGAUUUUAAGUGAAUUUGAUUUAUGUUUUUUCUAAUCUUUAUGGAAUCGUUUAAGCUGUAUUUUAAAACCAUUUUUGAUUUAUUCCUCCUACUCCAUAUACCUUAAAAAAGUGCAUACUUUUAAUUUUCAAAUAGGAACCACCUCUCUUUUGAAUACAAAUUUGAAUAGAGAAUAUUUUCUUGAAAUUUUAAUAUGUAUCACACUAAUAUCAGAUUUACCAUUUAUGAAUUAUAACAGUAUAAAGUUUAGACCGUAGGAGUAGGGAAGGGUAAUAAAUUGUUUAUCUAUGAGAAAAAUUCUUGGGAAAAUUAAAAUACCUCUUUAAAGUACCUCCCUAGUAAAAUUUUCUUUCGAAAACAUUGCUACCAUUAAAAGUUGGAGCAAUAUUACUGGUAGAAAGGUUGUCCGCGGAAAAAAAAUUGUAUAUUAUAUUUAUUAUAUUUCGUAAGUUUUCCCGUUUUUUUCAGUUUUUCACAUUUGAUGAAGAAACUUUUGAAAAAUUCGAAAAAUUACAUCCCUAAAACACUUCCUCAUGCAGAUUUCUUUUUUAUAAGUUUUUUGGUAAAAAAUUUGUGCCCAGAUAAAAAAAAAAAUAAUAAUAAUAAACAUAUUUUAAUUUGCUAAUGUUAACAUAUUUUAACAUGCUAAUGUUUGAGAUAAUUGUAUGUUUAAGUUUUGCAUGGUUUUGUUAACAAUACUAUAAAAUGCAAGUACAAUAUAUAAAUUCUGAUUUCACCAAAAUGUUGAGCAUAAAAUUACUAAAAUUUAUGAAAAAAUUUUGGUAUUUUAAACUUAUAACAUAAUUUUUGAUAAAUUCUAGCAUUUUGACAAUAACUUUCAACGGAAGUUUGAGUGACUUUUUAUGAAAAUACCAAAAAAUUACUUGGGAGCUAAACUGCAUUCAUUUCCUAUAUAGUUCUGUACUUCUAGUUAGGCCAAAUUUAAUCAACUUCUAUAAAGUCAGUCUAAAUUAUCAUGUUCAUUCAUUGCCUAUUGCUGUAGCAAUGGAGAGUGUUUACCACAUGGUCUACUUUAUAUAGUGUCCAAGUUGGACAAGAUAUUUUUGAUUUGUAAACCAUAUGCAUAGCAUGGGAGUUUCAAACACAAAAUUUAAAUGUAGAUUUAAAAUUGAUUAAAGUUAAUUACAGCAAGAGUCCUUUUAUACUUUUUCUGUGUAGAAUAAAUUGGAGAUUUGGAGUAUUCAGAUCACAAUUGAUUGGAGCUAUCAUUAAACUUUAUAAUAGUAAAUAGACUAAAUAUAAUUAAUAAUGUUAUACAAAGUGAAUAAUAAUUAUUAUUAAUAAUUUGUUUAGAUUCACCGGUUAAAUAACAAUAAAUGUGCAGUUGUAUUUUGUAAUGAGAAAGCUAGAUUGAAGUUUGAUCAAUUAUUUUUUAUCGAUUUUCCAAAAGAUAAAGAACUUUGUGAUACUUGGUGGAAAAUCUGUGGACAUAAUAAUACAUUUGAUUCAUCAUUUAAAAUAUGUUCAAUUCAUUUUGAUGUGAAUGAUUUUACUACUGUUACUAUAAAACAAGGUGAUCAACUCAAUCAUCAAACUGUUUUAAAGAACUUUAAUAUUGUGCCAACUCUUUAUUUAUUGCCCCAUGAAUUUGCAAGACUUAUCAGAAAACGGAAGAACACUACUAUUACUGAUAAUAAUAGUAAGUAUAAUUAUCUUAUAUUGUAUAUAAUAUUAUAUUUAUUUAUAUUGUGUGCUAAUAUUUAUAAAAAAAAAUAUUUCAGGAACUAAAAUAUUAAAUACAUCACAGAUUGUAAAUUGUUCUAUCCAAGGUUGUAAAAAUAUAUCUUUGAAAAAUGAAAAAAUAGGAUUAUUUUUCAAGUAAAAAUAUUGUUUUAAUUCAUGUUAGAUUAUUUAAGAAUCCAAGCCUUUUUUAUAUGAAUCCUACUAUAUAAACUAUGUAUAUAUUGUCUUCAAGUUUUAAUUUUUUUUUUUUAUUAAUUUUUUCAAUUAUAGAUUUCCAUUAGAAAACAAAGUUAUGCUUAACAAAUGGCUGAACAAUAUUGGAGUACCGAAUUGGCAGCCUUCAGAAACUGAUAGGAUAUGUUCUGAUCAUAUUAAAUAUUACAACAUAAAUCAGCUUGUAGAAGGUGAUAAGGAAUUUAGUAAUUGUAAUUAUGAUUUGCAAAUCCAUGCAAUUUCCUCAAAUAAACCCAAGAUAUGUAAGGUAUGUGAACAAAAAAUUUCUAAAAAUAGUUUCUUGUGCAAUUCAUUUUUAAAUUCUUAAUAUGGCAUACAAAUUUAAAGGAUUCAACUAAUAAAGGUGAAGAACUCAACUUUGAAAAUUUACAUGAAGAUAUUUUAAUAAUGGAAAAAAAUGAAAUAGAAAGUAAUUUGUUAAAUUCAUCAAGAAGUAUAAUAGAUCAUAAACAAGUAUUCACAACUGCAGCAAUGCAAUCUGAUUUAACAGACAGAGAUACUACUAAAGGUAAUGCAAAUGUUAUUUAUUAUUAAUCUUUAGUUAUAUACAUUAGGGUGACCAUUAUUUAUUGAUGAUAAAAAAAUAUUAUUUGUAUUGCUGGACCCUCCCAUUUUUUUUAUUAUCAUAUGUUAUAUAUAAGUUAAAGAAAUUUGAGCAUAAUUACUCAUCCUAUUCUCGUAGCUCAAGGGGAUUGAAAAUAAGCCAACAAGGGUAGUUUAAUAGUUUUUUAUAUUUUAAUCAAAAAAUAGAAGAUUUAACAUAAAAAUGCAUUGAACUUUAACUGUAGAAAAAAUUGUUUUCUAUAAAAAAUGUAUUUAUAACAUUUUUCGUAUCUAUUAUACAACAUGAAAAAUAAUAAAAUAUUUAAUUUAUUUGGAAAAAUUGAUUAAUGAUAUUAUUUAUUUAUUAUUAAUUUAUGUAUAUCUAUCAUUUCGUAGAUUUACCUUAUACAAACUUCAGCUGAAAUAAUAUUAUCAAAAUAAAUUUUAUCAUGGGAAUUUAGUACAUAUUUGUACUUACAGAUAAGUGUAAGGUUAGGUUACUGUUAUUAACAGUACUUCUUGAAAGUAUUUUUUUAAAUCCAGCCAGUUAUAUUAUUAAUUGAACGUCUAUUAAAAUUAACCGAGCAUUUAUCGAAAAGAAAUCUCGGAAAAAAUUUGUUCAGAUUUUUUUAGCUUAAAUACUGAUUUAGUAGUUGUACAUUAUGAUACAAAAUUACUUCUCUACUUGAGUGACCAAGUAAAAGUUUAACAAUUUCCAGUAAUUAUCUCAACUCCUAAUGGAGAACAACUUCUUGGAGUUUACCCAUAUAUGAUUGUUUAGACAAAUGGGCAUAACUUGACAAGGUACAAAAUUUUGUAUUUGAUACUACUGCAUCAAACACCAGCUGACUAAAUGGGUCUUAUACACUUUUGGAGCAGAUAUUGAAUAGAGCAAUUAUUUAUUUUGCUUGUAGGCAUCAUUUUUCAAAGUUGAUUAUCCAGGCUACAUUAACGAGGCCAAAUUAUACAUAUUGUUUGGACCAAUUAUACUUAUUUUCAACCUCUUAUAAAAUGCAUGGAAAGAAAUUAAUAAAACAAAUAUAUUGAUUUGGAAUACAAGUAAAAAGUUUGAAAAAAUAAUUUUGCCAAUACGCUAAUUUGUUUCAUUUUACUUACAAAAUAUUUCUGAAGAUCAUCCUAGAGACGAUUACAAAGAAUUAUUGAACUAGUUCUUAUUUUACUUGGAGAAACUUCACUUGGUGGAAUGAAAAUUUGUCAACCUGACGCAUGUCAUCAGGCAAGGUGGAUGGCAAAAUAUAUUUAUUGACUGAAAAUAUUUUUACUAUGAACUGAAUUCAAAAUAACAAAAACGAAAGAAAAUGCUAUAGUGAGAAUUAAUGUCUUUAUCGUUAAAAAUUAUAUUAAAUAUUGGUUUACAGUCACAAAUGUUAAUGAGUUUCCAUUUAAUGAUAUAAAUUUAAUACGUACUUUAAAUAAAUACAAAAAUGAUGAUAAAAAAAAUUGCAGAUGCAUGUUUGUCAAAAUGUUUAAAUUAUUUAUGGUAUCUGAAUGAAGAAUGUGCUGCAUUUUUUGUAUUUGAUGAAAGGAUUUAAUUUGAAAAAAAAAAAAUUUUGCUGAUAAACUUUAAAUAUCAAGAACGAAUAGAAUUAACACCGGGAGACGUAGACAAAUUUUUAUCUGGACAAAAAUUUGUGUUUAAAGUUAGAAGACGUGGAUAAGUUUUUAAAAAAAGAACUACCUGUAAAUUUGUUAAGUUAUAAGUCAUGUAAAUUAUUUGAAAGAUUCAGAAUUUCAUCAGAGUAUCUACAAAUAGAUCCAACCAAGUGAAAUGAUAAUCAUGCAUACCAGUCGGCAAAAAGGACUAAAGAUUCUUUACAAAUAGUUAAUGAUAGUGCUGAAAGGAGAGUAAAGCUUAAGAAGGAUUACAAUGAUAAAAUCACUAAAAAUGAAAACCUAAAACAAUUUUUAUUUAGAGUGAGUUACAAAAAUGUAUAUCUAUAUGAUAAUUCAAAAUAAUUAAUUUCAUUGUAUGUAUUUAAUUUUUGGUUAUUUAAAAGUAUAGAAAAACCGUUUAUGAAUUAUAACAGUUUAAAGUUUAGACCGAAGGAGUAGAGAAGGGUCACAGAUAAACAACAUAAUAAAAAAAAUCACCCUGUAUAUAUAUAUUUUUCAGCAACACAAUCACAAAUUCUAUUAUGUUUAUUCAUUUAUUUUCAUUUAAACAGAACAACCAUUUGUAUAUUCCCCAAAAAAGUUUAAAAAAUCAAAUCUUGAGUACUUUAUGAACAUUUUCAAUAAUGAUAGCAAUGGGAGCAACUUCUCAAUGAAUGGAGGGUCACAAUUUCAAAAUAAAACUACUUCAAGUGCAACGAAAUUAUACCUGGAAUCAUUUGAAAAAGAAAUUGCAGAUGGUAAAUCAAAAUCUUUAUUUUAAAUAUAUUAUGUUAACUAUUUCUAUAAAAGUAAUAAUUAUCAGAUGUUGCUGUCUCAUACUAUUUCUUAAAAGCAAGGCAAAAUAUAUUACUGUAUAAUAUUUGAUUAUUUGUUUACUCAUAUUUUAUCAAUUUAGUUCAAUUAAAACACAUUGCACACAGUGCAUACUUAUUCAUAUGGAAUCUGUGUAAUAUCUUCAAUUUAAUUUUAAAUUUAUGAUAAAAAUAGCUUAGACCAUUUACAUAAUUACACUGUGUAAAUAGGUAGGUAAUAAAAGUAUCAUCGAAUUAUCAAAAAUCAUUACUAAUAUUUGUACAGAAUAAAAAUACUGAACUACAUUUUAUUUAUACUAGAAUAAUCUGUAUGUGAAUAUUUUGUAUUCAUAUUUGAAACACAAAAAGAUCAUUAUUUAUUUAAUAGUAAUUUUUAAGUGUAAUAUUUAUUUAGACUUAAUUUUUCAUAUUUUCUUCGUAUAAUUUGUUUCCAUUUCUCCGUUUUAAUUAUUCUAUAUUAUUUAACUAUUUUUUUUAAAAAAUUAUUGGUAUUUCAUUUUAGUUUGCGUUUUUCGAGUCAUUUAUGUUUUUUGUAACUAUUUCCGAAUUAUCAAAGUUUUUUAAUUACAGAAUUAGUUUCAAUUACUCUUAUUAUUUCUCUAUCUUUGUGCAUUGUGUAUAGUGAUUUUCUGAAGUAUUAGAACUAAUUACAUCAACUGUUUUCUUUAGAAUAUUUUAUGUAUUUUUAUGCAUUUUAUAAUUGUUUUUAGGUAGGUUGAUUGAUUAGGUUUUUGUGAAAUUUAUCCACUAACCUGAUUUGUUUUUAGUCUUUUUAUCAUACACUGACAUUUUUGUUUAAUUUUUACUUCAUACAUUUAUUUUGUAUUAAAAUUCUAAAAAAGUAGUUCUUGAGUUUUAAUAGAAUUAUAUACCUGAUAAAUGUGGGUCAAACAUUGACAAUAUGUGAUAAUGUCGUAGGUAUAUAUUGGUUAAUAUUAAAUGUUAAUGUCAGAGGCUUCUAUCAAUUUUACUGUGUCUUCAGCUUUUAAAUUAAUAUUUUUUGUAUGCUUAUUUGUAUUUAAAUGUUCUACUACCUGAAAACGUUUUUACUGGCACAGCUUGAUCACAAAUAAUACAAUAUAAUAUUUUAUCAUCUGUUUUAAAAACUUCGCAUGAAAAUUCUAUAACAAAUUUACUUAUAUACAUAUGAGUUUUAACUCGUAAAUAUAUAAAUAAAUAAGAGUGGUGCAAAAACAGAUCCCUGAGGUAGUCCAUUAUUAAGUACUAUUGUGUGUUUUUAUUUUACCCAAUUAUUAUUGUGAAUAGCUUAUAAGAAAAAAUUUUAUUUAUAAUUCUAUUAAUUAAUCUACAAGGAAUUACAUGUAAAAGUUUAUUGAUCACUCUCAAACACCAUACAAUGUCAUACACUAAUGUCUGACCUAUAAAUUUUGCAGCAGGUUUAGAUGUUUUCCUAGCCUAUAUGUGUGUCGUUAGGGAGAAAACCUCCUAGUUACAGCCAAUUAUGUUAGGAUGGAAGCUUACCCGUUUGAUAGGAAUAAUUUUGUUUAUAGGUUCUAAAAUUUGAUUGGAGAUUAGCCUUUCUAACAGUUUAUGUCUAACACUUAGAAAAACAAUGGGGUGAUAACUCUGUCCUUCUUUGUCUGGUUUUCCGGGCUUCAGUAUUAUAAGAAUCUUAGUACAUUUAAAUUGUUUGGGAGUAUUCCAGUACAAAAAAUGUUUGAGUAAAAUUUAAUUAUUCAAAGUCUGGUUUUAGUCCCACAAUUGCUUAAAAACUCCUGUCAAAACAUGUCAUUUUACUGGUUCUAAUUUUCUUAAUUACCUCGUUUAAUUCAGACUCACAUCUUUCUUCCACCAAGUUUUUUUUAUAAAUAAAAUCGGUUUUUUUUCUAAAAGUUUUUUUUAUCAAUAUUUGAUCUAGAAAGUAUCUAGUUGGAUUUUCAUAGCAAACAUCUUCCAUUUAGUAUUAGGACUGAUUUUCCCUAUGGAAAACCCUAUGGUUUCCCAAGAUUUCCUGAUAGAGAGUUUAUAAUUUAUAUUUUCUAUCAUCUUAAUUCUUUUAUCUCUUCUUGAAGUCAAGGAGAGUAUUACAAUCAUGGAGUUUCCAGUUGCUAUAUAUUCUCUGUACAGACACAUAGCCAGGAUUUUUUUUGGUGGUCCAAACAUGAAAUUCAUCAUCAACUACCAAUAAUUGUCUAGGAAAAGAAAAUUUAAAACGUAUUGGCUAGAAAAUCAAACUACCAUAUGAUUUUUCUGUAUGAAACUUAAAUUUCAUCCAAACCCAAUGGACCCUCCCCAAUGGCUACUUUCCUGUCUCUGUGUUGCUCAUCAUUUUGCCUACUCCAACCAAGAAUAAAUCUUCUUCUAUACCCUCUAUUAACAUAUAUUUCAUGGCCAGGUACUCUAAUGACCACUUCAGUAAAACAGCUUAAUCCAUCUGAUGUAGUUAUCAAGCAUCUUUUAAAGUAUCUUCCUAAACUAUCCGAUUUGCUUUUGAAAGUUUAUGCAAUGUUUUAGGUAUAAGUUAAAAAAUUGUAUGGCCUUUUUUUUCCUGUGAACAAUUUUCUAUCAGCAAUUUUGAUCUAACUUACAAUUAUAGAACUUUUUCUAAAAAGAAAUCUGAUUGGGGAGGUACUUAAGAGAAGUAAUUUUUGUUUUUCCCAGGAGUUUUCCAUUAAAUGGAAAAAACACAGGGAAAUUAUUAAAAAAAAUGUUUAAUACAUAUGUAAUUAUUUUAUUAUAAUAUAACAUAUAUUGUUGACAAAGCAACAUUAUCAACCGAACUUCGCUCAAAAUCAUUUUCAUUAACAAUGGUUAAUAUUGUUUCGUACAAAUAUACAUUAAAUUCCUCUCUAUAUCCUACAUUCCAACUUCCCACUCAUAACAAUGGCUAUGCCCGUUAGACAGAUUUUUUAUAUAUGAUAUUGAACUUACAAAUUUAAUUAUUUUGGUUGUAACGGUAUUGUUCUAUUUUAUUUUUUGAUUAAUGAAUCAGAAUGUAAAAAGAUGAAAAUGGCAACAAAUGAAAAUAAUUUGAGUAAUAUGUAUUCAGACAUUAAUAGUUCAAAUGUUAAUCCUAUUAACAAUGUACCUAAUAAACAAAUGUUUUCAAAUGGCAUUAAAAAAUCACAAGUGGAAUUUUCGGAAAAAUAUGAUUUUAAGGGUAAGUUCCAUGUUAAUAUUUAUUAAGAUGCCUGUUAUUUUUGAAUUUGAACAUUUUAAGGAGUACUGACCUGAAAAAUGUUCCAACACUUUUACAAAUAUCUAACCUAACCAUAAAUUUUGUUUUUCUCUCAUUUAUCAUUAAUCAUAUUUUUCGCUUUCUUCCAACAGUUUGCUAGUAGUUCUGUUAAGGUUUUCCUCUCUCUCAAUUAUAUCUUUGUCAGUUUAACCUGCUACUACCAGUUGCCAGUCAUUUCUUAUUUUGAUUCCUGUUGCUCCGGCCAAGAUUUCUCUCAUCAUUGAUUUCAGAGUUAUUUUAAAAAGGGCUGAUGAUAAGGCAUCUCCCUGUCUUAAUCCCGUCCUUACCUUAAAUUCUUCUGAUUCUUCCCCUCUAUACUUUACGUUACUUUUCAAUUCAUACAUACAUGCUCGAAUCAUCCUUAUAUUUCUUGGUAUCCCCAUUUGGUCUAUUAUUUUCCAUAGUCCUUCUCUAUUCACUGAAUUGUAUGCAGCCUCAACAAAUUUGUAAUGUAGUCAUUUUAAUUCUAUCAGAAUUUUCGUAAUUUCUUCUAAACAAUCAUGAGGAUAUUUAUAUACCUCUACAAAUAUGGAUAAUGUCAAAAGAUAUUUUAUCAUGAAUUGAAGAAAGACACAUUCUAUUUUGUAAAAAUUUUUUUUCCACACUAAAAUACUACCAAAAUUUACUCAUAAAAUAUAUCUUACAUUCUUCCUCACUUAAUUUUAUUAUUUACAGAAGUCAAUAUUAUUCCAAAAUCAAAAAACAAUGGAAAUGAUCGUGACUAUAUUUACUUAGACAUGUUAAAUGGUGAUGAUGUGGGAGAGUUUUUAACAUUUGAAAAAAAAUAUAUACCCAAGAAUACUAAAUCAAAAAUUCCAGAGCUAAUAGAAAAAAAACAAACUAAAGGUAAUCUGAUAGUGAUUUUAAUUUAACAUUUGUGUACAAAUUAGAAAUACAAGUACUUCUAACAAAUUUAUCAAUCAAAUAUAAAGUGUUAUCUACUUGAAAAAUAGUGUUUCUCUUAGUAGAAAAAAAAAUUGUAUUUUAAGUUAAAAUAUUAUUUUAUGCAUUAUAUUUAUAAUACCAUUUAUAUUCAUUACCUAUUAAAGUAAUGUAGAAAUUGUGUUUUGUUUUUAUUUUUGAAAAAAUUUAAUACUAUUAUCAUACAAUUAUUAUACAAUUUAUAGUUAUUAAAUAAAAAAAAUAGAUAAUUAUUAACCAAAAAAUCCUUUUUAAAAGAAUAUUUGUAAAAUUUUAAUCAAUACAUUAACACCUCUGUAUUUGUUGCAUAUCUUAUUAUUGGCCAAAAUAUUUUGUUAAGUAUUUGAAUUUCAUAUAAAAUUAUAAACACAUUAUAUUAUUCUAUAAUUCACUUCUUUUCUUUAGGAAUUCCAAAAUCCAUAAUAUACGAUUCAGACUUAACAGAAUGUUAUGGUGAAAUGCUUCCUGCCACCUGUGAUACAGAUUGUCAACUUAUAUGUUACUAUUCAAUACCUGGUCCUCAACGAAGAGAGAUCUAUAACCAGUUUCAGAUACUGCACAAUGUAACUGAGCAAAAUUGUAAAAUCACUCAAUUAGUAAAAUUACGUUUGAUUAAAAAGAGCAAUGAAACAUUUGAGUGCUGUCCAUUAUACCAUUUGAUAAUGAAUAGUUUGACUGUAAAAGUGUGCCGAACAUUUUUUAUCAACACAUUGGGUAUCACAGAAAACCGUCUCAAUGGUGUUCUAAAGCCAAUUAAUUACAGUUGGUAUUCAGACAAAGAUACGGCAUUGAAAGCUAAUUUACCAAACCAAGUAAAAGUAACUGGCAAGUCGGUUUUAAUGACAGAUUUCAUGAGGGAAUCUUUAAAACUAUUAGACAAUGAUUAUAAUUUGUAUGAGCCUGAAAGUGAUUCUGAAGUUAAUCUGGAAAAUGUACCCUUUGAAGAAUACGAAAAGGUAUUUUCAUACAUAAAAGGUAUUCCUAGGGUUUUAAGCUCUUAUCAAGCUCCUGGAGAGUUAAAAAAACAAUUCUUUGAGACUAGCAUUUGUUUGGAUUAUAUUUAUAAAUCAUAUUCCGAAAAUUAUAUUCGAAAUAAUAUUCCACCUCCAUAUACAAAACGUCAAUUUAAAAUAAUUUACAACCAGUAUAUGAAAACAUUUUUAAAAUAAUUCAAAUACAUAUUAUUGUAAUAAAAUCACAGUAUUUUACCUACAUUUUCUUUAUGGCUUUUAUUUAAUCUUUAUAUAGUUGUCAAAUAAGUAAUAUAAUAAUUAUAUGGUCAAAUAAAUAUAUACCUACAAUAGAGGUGACAAACUUGUGACUUGAGUCUUAUUUAUAAAAACUUAUAAUUAUUAUGAAUUUAUAUUUGUUUGGUUUAUACCCGACAAAUACAAGUACAUACAUAUACAAUAGUAGUAUACAAGAUGUAAUAAAACUAUUUGACAUUUUUAUAUUAUAGUAAAUAUAACAACCAUAAUAUAUUUUAACUAAUAUCUACCAACAUUUCUUAUAUUUUCUCAUUUAUUUUUUUUUUUUGCUUUUUCAAAUUUAAUGAGAAAACUUUUAAUAAAAUCAAAAAAUUACCUCACUAGUGAAAUUUUCUUUUAGAAACAUUGCUAUCAUUAAAAGUUUGAGCAAAACUGACUGCUGAUAGAAAAGUUAUGCACAGAAAAAAAAAUCAUAAGAUUAUAUUUCAUACAUAUUACCAUUUUUUCAUAUUUAAUGAGGAAACUUUUCAAAAAGUCAAAAAAUAACUUCCUUAAAAUACUCCACCAUGCCGAUUUUCUUUCAAAAAAGGUGCUGAUCCAAGCAAGUCUUCUGGUAGAAAAGUUACGCACAGAUAAACAAAAAUAUAUAAACAUCUUUGUAAAACUAUUCGCUCCACUCGGAAUCUAAAAUGUUAUCACUGUUAGUAUACCGAUUUUAUCAUUUUUGUCACAAAUUAUUAUUGCAAUACUCAUAAUGUAAAAUAGUAUAAUUGAUACACUAUGCAUUUAUUUAAACAGCAUAUCUAUGUGAGGGCAGUACAUUAAUACAUACUGUAUGUAAUUUGUAUGUAAUUUUGUACAUAAUAUCAAUAAUAUUUAUUUACUUUCUACAUUAAAGUGUUUUAAUGUGAGAUUUUUAAAUUUUUAAAAAGUUUCCAGUAUCCGAACUAAGUGUAUUCCUAAUAAGUUUGGAUAAUCAAGGUUCUACUGUUUUUAAAAUUAUAAAAUGUAUUUAUAAACAUUUUAGCUCUUGAUACCAUUGUAUUUAUGCAUCGUGAAUAUACUCAUGUUGACUAUCAGGCACAUGGCUAAGAUUUUUUUUUUUUUUUGGAGGGGUCGAGUCCAAUCAUAAAAUUUAUCACCAACUACCAAUAAUCUGAUUUUUUUAUGAAAAUCUCAAAUUUGAGGGUGAUCUAGACUCUAUGAACCUCCACCCAAACUCCAUGCCUGUUGGCUACCUUUGAUCUAUACUAUAAUUUGGUGAACACAUUCUUUACUAAAGUUUAAAAAAAUAAAUAUUUAUAAUUUAAAUUAAGUUAGGCCAUUUUUGUUUUAUUUUAAAUAAAAACAUCGUUAUUUUUACAUUUAUGUUAUUUAUGUAUAGUCCAAAAAGAUAUCUUAUUGUGUUAAUAUUUACUAAAAUACAUAACUUAAUCCAGCAUUAUUUUGUAAAUUUAUGAGUAAUAUCAAAAGAAAUUAAAAUCCUGAACAUUUAAAAAUAAGGAAUUAAUAAUUGCUUGUAUAGAAGCAGUGAUAUUUUAUUUUUGUAUUAGUUUCGUUUUACUAUUAUUAUGUCUAAAUUAAUCUGUAUAUUUUAAAGAAAAUAAUAUUGAUUACAACUAUUAAAUGGACAUACAGAUAGAAGGUUCAAUUUUGGGCACUCCUGUUGCUUCAUUUAACUACAUCACAGCAAUGCGGUUUUAUAUAUUAGUAGUAUAAAGUAUUAUAUACUAUUAUCAUUAAUAUUAUACAAUAGACUUAUAUAUAGCCCCUAGUAUAGAAAUAUUUAAUGAGUUAGUGCUGUUUUCACUAACAAACAUUGAUUUUUAAACUGAGUUUAUAAGCGGGUGACUUAUUGUAAUUGAUUAUUAACCAUAAACUCGAUUUAAAAAUCAGGUAAACAAAAAGGUUUAUGUUGGUGAGAAUAGCCAUUAUUUAGUUACAUAGUGACUACAGGAGGUAGCCAAAUAUUAAAAUUGUAUGGCCUACUAUAUAAUCAACACUACUUCUUUAAACAUUUAAAAGCAAUGUUAUUGAACAAAUAAUUUGUUUGUACAAAACUAAAGAAACACCACUAAACCAAAUAGUAAAUAUCUCUUCUACUCGAAGUCUAAAAUAUGGCCUAUAUCAAAAUGGAAAAUAAUCUAUACAAUUAAUAUUAUUUGUAAUCAAAUAAAUAGUUUGAUUUAAAAACUAUAUCAAUAAUAUACAAUUAUAUUACAGAGUGAGAAUAUUAUAAAUAAGGUUAGUAAUUUAAAGAUUUUCUUAAUCAAAAUUCAGUUUAAUAAUCUCAAUUCAAUUUAACAAAUCCAAUUUCUUUUAAACACAUCUUAGCAGCAUCCAUUUUCGCCAAUUUUUUUGUUUGACAUUUUGAUGAACAAUACUGCUUUCCAUUAACAGCUACCUACAUAAACCAAAAACUAUAAGUAGAGGACUAAUUGCAUAAACAUUUUGAAUACUUACUGCCAUUACAAAUGAUUUUCUAUGACUAGGACCAGAUUCUUCUAUUGUAUUAAAUUUAGGUACAUCCCACUUACGUUUAGCACAAAAUUCAUUUAACAAUGAAACCGGAUGUUUUCCUAUAACAAUAUGUAUUUAUUAAAUAAUGAUUAAACAAUAUUAUCAUUAAAUUAUUUAUUUAAAUGUUUACCUUCUAAUGACAUCACAGCUGGAGCUGGUUUUUUUGAAAAGCGUUUUGUACGAUUUCCUUGGAGUUCUUCUUCAGCAACUAGUCCUAUAAAACAUUUAAAAACUAUUAUUAUAUUUACUAUAACAAUACUGCAAGUACACAUAGUUUUUUUUUCACCUCGUUUAUCCAUUUUGACGUCUAAUAAAAGAGGUUCUAAAGACCCAGAUUGAUUUUUACCAAGACCUUCACCAGGCUUCCAUCCCAUUUUUUGUAACAAAUGAAUUCCUAUACCACUAUUAACAGGAGCAGUAUUUUUAAGCUGAUCCUAUAAUUAAAUUAAUUGAAU